UAAAGACAAAAAGUUUUACAACUUUAACUUAACUUAAGUGAGUAACUAGAAUCGUGCCAGAAGUGAUUUCUAUGCUCAAUCGAUCGGAAGCGGAAGUAAACUUUCUUCGUCCUCCUUCAUUUAGCCAAAUCGCGCCAGUCGCGCGGACGAGUUUGUGUGCGUUCUUCGUGGUUUCGUCGUGUUUUGUGUGCUGUGCAAAGUUUACUGUGCCAAAGAGUGAAAAAUGAGUGAAAAACUAUUGAAUGAAAUGAUGGCGUCCAAGGACUUUCAAGCAGACAAUUUGGUGGAGUGGUUUCUACAGUAUUUUAAGAAACAUGAAUCUCAUCAUCACUCCAUCGAGGCAUUCGCCAACUACUUCAUCGGCUUCAUUCACACGCAAACGGAAGAUUCUGGCAAGUACGCACCACCGAGAUGUGAUACACCGAGAAAGACAUCAUCCGGUAAGGCGUUCGAGACGAGCGGGAUAGGGCGGAAACUGUCAAUCAUCGGUCCUGAUGACCCAACGGCUGGCGGCACACCGACAGCAACCAGCGAGGGAGCCCGAUUGGCGGAGGCAUUGCUCGUCUCCGACGUUGAACCUGACACCACCGGAAGCUCGGCACAUUUGAGAAAACGCAAACUGUUCGAUAACCACGGACCGGAUAAGCCGGAUCGAAAACCCGUCAGCGGCAACACUCCCACCACCAUCACCACUACCACCACUGACACAGUGAACCAGGACGAUGGACGACCUAGCAAGCUGACGGACCCCACCGUGAUUGGCAGUUCGACACCCAACGUCGGCAGCAAUCUGUCACGGUGUCGAUCCACCGGCCAUACCCCGGUUUGUGCAACACCUCCACGCAAUGCAAGUCGUGGUGUUGGUAUCGCUAGUAUCGGCAGCAACAGCAGCAGCAUGCAAUUGCUGUCUUACACCAGCACACCGAUCGCCAAUAGCUCAAAUGCUCGUGAGAAGCACCAAGGAGGGACAUCCAGCCAACGGAACGGUGGUGUUUGUCACAGUCUGGAGGCUUCUAACGGAACGCCUUUUCGGAGCCAUGUUGAGGAUGGAGGCCGGCGUAGUAAAACCAGCUCACCUUGUCUCGGAGACUUUGUGGUGACGUCGUCAUUGAAAUCCCACAAAAACCGCCGAUCAUCAGCGAUGAGCAGCAAUAAUCAUAGUGGUAAUGAGCCGAGUUUUACUCUACAGCGAAGUGCCGGAUACGGGAACAACAGCUCAUUGUUUCAGGACAACGAGUUUCCUCUGCUGAACGCCAAUAGUCCUGCUACUUCUACUCCGGUUAAAGGCACAAGUGAUGGUGGUGCAGAGGAUAAUAAAAAGAAAUUUUCCAACGUGAACAAAUCCGCAUCCCACCAGCACCAGCGGCAGCCGAUGGACAUUGCCGGUAGUAGUAAGAAAGGUCAACGCCGACGUAUUGCACCGACCACCGUCAGCCAUACGGUAUCGGCGAGGCACGAUUUCAAUUCAUCUUCGCUUACAUUUGACAACCACCUCGUGUCGCUUGACAGUACUGACGGUGAUGGCGACUACGAUCCCCGGGGCAUGUUACGCACUUUCAAGGCAGAGAUUCAAAAUGACUUCCAGGCGGAACGGUCUCGAAUAACACCGCAACAUUCCGGGAGCGGUCACGCAAAGCAGCUGCAAUCGCAGUAUUUGGAGUUCGCGCAAAGGGAAGCGGGGCAAGCAAGCGCUGUACAAACUGCAGGCGAUAGUGCUGAUAUUGAACCGUCCAUUAGGCCGUUGGAGACAGCGGAGCUUGCACCGCGAGAGUUGUUGGUUAUAAAUUUCGAUUGUGUUAAACGGAGAGCUUCAAUCGACCGUUUGGUGGCCGUCUAUGCUCUUCUGAUGGAUCUGAACCUGGUACCAAAUCUACUGAACGAGCUGGCAUAUCUUAUCAAUUUGGUGAGCGCAGAACGCUACAUCGUGCCGACGCUGACCGAGAGUGGCGAAAGUAGCGAUGAGUUUCUAACCAGCAUCCUACGAAACCCUCACAAUUGCGUUUACUUUGCAACGGAGGUACUACAGCAGCAACGGAAGCUGCUGGCGUUGCUCGACUGCACCACGUUGCGGGUUGUGGUAGAGAAUGAGCAGCUCAGCGUGCUUCAACCCGCACUGAACGGCUUCCUGCAGGAGGUGUUGGCACAAAAAAUGAAACUCGAAACCACACCGACCGUCGGUGCCGGUGGUCCAAACAGUGAGCUGUUGGUCAACAGCAGCAUAACGAACGUGUUCUACCAGCAGGAAAACGAUACGAAGGAUCACUUCCCUUCACUAAAGGAAUUUGGCGCGUUUAACAAGCAACGCGAUUCCUUCUACACCAUUUUGAGGAUAUGGGAGACCGAGCAUCUCAAUCCGGCCUGGGAAUUCGAGGCGAAGCUUGGGUCGAAGGUCCGCUCUAUGAUGGAGAUCUUGCAGCAUCCCAUCAAUAUGGCUCAUCUGGCCAGGCUGUUCUGUGCCCAACUUAUAAUAUCAUGCAACUUCGACAAUUCUGCGAGCGAACUGCAGAUGGCAUUGCCAAGCAUUGACCUGACGAAACUGUCCAAGCUACGGCAGCGCCUUGUGGCACCGAGUCUUUUUUCUACGCAAUACCUUUUCCCGGGAAGCCAGGCAUUUUUUCGUGAUUUCGUGUUGGCAAGCGAAAACCAUCAGAUCUUUAUCGAGCAGCUAAAGGUGGUCCUGAUACAUGAGCUGCUCCAGAUGAACGGCUCAACUUACGAAAUAUUCAACGUUGCCAUCCCGGAAAACCAGGGGCGGUGCGAGUAUGUGGUGCGCCCAGAAACAAUGUCCACGAUGCGAGUGUUGGCAAAAUUUGUUGGAUUCAUUAUAGCGCGGCCAUUCCAGUACGAGGGCUAUCGUAGCAUUCUAGUGGAUAAUCGGCAAAUUGCGCUACGUAACACGCUGCUGCCUCCGUUCGAUGUGAAGUUGGUUCUUUUACGAUCCGUAGUGGAGAAGAAACUCGUUAUCACAAUUCCUUGGAUAGCGCAGUAUCUCAGCAUGCUGGAUGCAGUAACGCUUCGGUUACGGUACUACGAAGAACUUUUUCGGUUGCUGCACCAAGUGUACCAGACAACGGCAACGUGCGAGCUACUGUCACAUCGACCAAUGUUUAUCAUUCCCACGUCAAAAUUUAUCGUGCGCGCCUGUCUGGAUUGGUUGUUCGAUCAACCGAACGUGCCAGAAGAGUACUACAGCUCACACACCGAUUACGAGAUAAGUGGUGAUGGAAAACUGCCGACUACGAACAUAGAACAGUUAGCAUUGGAGGAGAUCGGUGGCAUUAGUGGUUUGAUGAAAAGGAAUGAAAUAGUCUCAGAUCAAAAAACCAGUGCCAGCGCACCAUUUGUGACCAGUUCGAAAAAGAAAACGACUGACAUACCUUUCGCCUUUAAUCCUCUGUUGGAAAGCGUACUGAGCGCUGCCUGCCCGUUUCUAGCCGAUUUCCGUGUGGCCGUUAUGCCCUCGAAAGUGGAAAAAACGUUAUCCCGAACGGGCCGCUACCGUCACAUCACGACACGAUACUCCGGCUCUGUUACGAAACCGACUGGGGCAGAUCUGGACGCAUCGUUCGCACUCGAACCAGCCACAGAUAUCCCAUCCACGGCCGGCGCGAACCACCAGACCAGUCAGAAGCCAUCACACAUGGACAUUCAGCAUCGGCUAACGGAAGCGUUUCUACAAUCGCAAAGCCUUUCGGUGCGCCGAACGGUUGAGUUCAUUAUCGAACGGGCUACCUCUGCCGUAAUCAAGGAUUUCCAAAUGCUGUACCUGUUACCGGAGAAGAAAACAGUCACUGAUCGGAUCGGUGCUGUUGAAGUUACUACCUUACGUGAAACUAUGACCCGAAUCCGUACCGUCUGCGACGAUGCUCUUAAAGGCAUUAAUGACACCUGGGAGAGUCACGUGCCACCAAUGCUCAGCAAGCGAAUCACGGAUGCUUUUGAUGGAUUGCUCCCAGUGGAAACGAUCGAAGCUGUGCAAAACACGUGUAAGAGCAUUGCUCUCGACCGAUGUAUCCAAAAAACCAACGAAUGGCGCCAGUCGUACAUGUCAGACACAGACUUGUUUUGUAAAAAUAUAGAAGGUGAAGCUAGCACAUUGAUUACAGUCAAGCAGCGCUCCAAUGCUCAAAAAUACCAACCAAAUAUUCAACCAUCGGAACCAUUGUCCAACGUGAACAUAGUCCUUCAUCUAUCGUCUGAUUGCGCCGUAAUGCCUGCAGUACUUUACAACACGUUGCAAGUGUUAUUGCAUGAUGCCGCCAGAGCGCCGGACCGUAUUACAGUGGACAAUUUAUCUGAAUUUUUGCAACAAACUCAAAUCUUCCUCGAUGAUCCGGCACUCAUCAUUACAAGCACGAUGAACCGCAUGUUAGCGUACAUGCUAUUGCAGCUAUUCCUGUUGUUAAUAAAAUCGCGCUGUGAUUUGAUCGUACCUGACAUAGUAGAAUCUGCUGUGAAGAUCUGGAAGCACAAAAAGCUAGAGCCACACUGCCAGCCUCCGGUGACCGAAGGUGAAGGCUCGCCUACAUUGCGUUUGUCACCAUCAAAAGAUCGUUCAUACAAUGAUGAACAAUAUACGCGCAAACCAAGGCAGCAAGAGUCGAAGUACAUAUUUUCACACUUGAUAACCAAGCGAUUCGUGCGAAUGAUGGAGGAAAAUCCUGCACCCAACAUGCAUUACGAUACAUACGCCAAGUUUAUCAUUGUCCUGGUAGAGGCUGAAUUGAUAACUAUUAGUUUGCUCAAUGAACAAAUUAUUUCAAUUUUCCGCGAAGAUUGGCCACAGGAUACACUAGAUCGUAUUUCGACGGUUAUUAAUAGAGUACUGAAUAACAGCACCAAGGCAAAAUCUGGUCGUUCCCAGCACAAUGUGGAUGAUUCGCAGUCGGAAAUGUUCAUGGAGAUGCUCUCUGAUCUUGCUCGAGAUAUUGAAGAAUUUUGAUAUUCAAAAAUUUACUCGACGCGUUGUCUACAUUUUCCUCACAAGACUCAGGCCCGGCAUUCACAGCGAGAUCGUGUGCAUAGCCAUCGAUGGACCACGCCGUUUGCAUUUCAAUAUUAUGACACACUCUUACUAUCUUUAAGUGAUAUUUCGAAUAAAUGCGUUUUA
This is a messenger RNA of Anopheles darlingi, 5110 nucleotides long. RefSeq names its product protein disks lost (gene dlt). Gene Ontology annotation, cellular component: nucleus. Gene Ontology annotation, biological process: chromatin organization. Lineage: Eukaryota; Metazoa; Arthropoda; Insecta; Diptera; Culicidae. The coding region runs from base 224 to 4942 and encodes 1572 amino acids. The transcript is spliced from 12 exons. The record is from RefSeq and is a predicted model, not a curated record.